Cucurbita moschata (crookneck pumpkin) is the source of this 2180-nucleotide messenger RNA. Its product is annotated as adenylate kinase 5, chloroplastic. Gene Ontology annotation, biological process: nucleoside triphosphate biosynthetic process. Gene Ontology annotation, molecular function: nucleoside diphosphate kinase activity; AMP kinase activity; ATP binding. The transcript has 19 exons. Gene Ontology annotation, cellular component: cytoplasm. The record is from RefSeq and is a predicted model, not a curated record. The coding region runs from base 208 to 1995 and encodes 595 amino acids. NCBI's taxonomy places the organism in Eukaryota, Viridiplantae, Streptophyta, Magnoliopsida, Cucurbitales, Cucurbitaceae.
ACUUAUCUGUUUGUCGAGCGCGCGGGUUCAUCCACAUCCUCUAACAACAUCACGAUUCUCUCUUCAAAUUUUCCCGGAAAAUUCCUCCCAUGGAGCUUCCUCAAUCCUCUCUUUGAACUCCGCCACUAAAAUCCCUUCACCCAAUUCCACUCCCAGUUGCAGAUUCUGCAACUUUCAUGGCCUAAUCAGAGCACAAACCAAGCAACAAUGGUGCCCACUUCAUUUUGUUCCCUUCAAUCCAGCAAUGUCUCUUCCACCCCUUCCAUCUCGCCUCUUUCCAUAUCUUCUCUCGCCUCUUCUUCUUCUUCUUCUUCGUGUUCCUCUCUUUAUCUUCGACCAUCCUCACUUUUCUCCACUCGCCUUCGCUCUUCCUAUGUCUUUGGUGACCUCCAUUUGAAGCGAAGCCCUGAAUUUAAGGGACUGAAGGUGAAAUGUGCAGCUGGGGAGCCGCUGAAGGUUAUGAUAUCAGGUGCGCCGGCCUCCGGUAAAGGAACUCAGUGUGAGUUGAUUGUUCAAAAGUUUGGCUUGGUGCACAUAUCAACUGGCGACAUAUUAAGAGCAGAAAUUUCAGCUGGGACAGAAAUUGGCAAUAAAGCAAAAGAAUUCAUGAAUUCUGGACAGCUUGUUCCUGAUGAAAUUGUGACUGCUAUGGUUACGACACGGUUAUCAGGUGAAGAUGCAACCGAGAAGGGGUGGCUCUUAGAUGGAUUUCCACGAACCCUUUUGCAAGCUGAAAGUUUACAGAAGUUGCAGAUUAAACCAGAUAUUUAUCUUAUUUUGGAUGUUCCUGAUGAAAUUCUAAUCGACAGAUGCGUUGGUCGAAGGCUCGACCCAGAGACGGGGAAGAUUUACCAUCUGAAAUAUUUCCCCCCAGAAACAGAGGAAAUUAAAGGAAGACUUGUCACUCGACCUGAUGAUACUGAGGAAAAAGUGAAGCAGCGUUUGGAAAUUUACAAGCGUAAUGCAGAAGCAAUAGCACCAGUGUACUUGAGUAUUACAAAGAAGAUUGAUGGAAGCCGUCCUAAAGAAGAAAUUUUUGAAGAAAUAUCAUCAUUACUAUCACAGAUUCAAAAAGAAAAGGCUAAGAAGUUAGGGAAAUCAACCCUUGGAUUGAAGAGUACUUCAACUCAGGAUAGCUGGAGAGGGAUACCAACUAGAUUGAAUAACAUUCCUCACUCAAGAGAAAUCAGGAAAUAUUUUUAUGAUGAUGUGCUUGAAGGCACCAAACGCGCUGUAAAAGAUGGUAGAACUAGAUUAAAGGUGGAGAUUAAUAUUCCAGAGCUUAACCCUGAAAUGGAUGUCUAUCGAAUAGGUACUCUCAUGGAACUUAUUCGGACCAUUGCCCUUUCAUUUGCUGAUGAUGGAAAACGUGUCAAGGUAUGCAUUCAAGGAUCCAUGGGGGAAGGUGCACUUUCUGGAAUGCCGCUGCAGCUUGCUGGAACUCGGAAAAUCUUAGAAUACAUGGACUGGGGCGAAUAUGGGGCUUUGGGGACCUUUGUCAAGAUCGGUUCAAUUGGUGCAAAAGAAGUUGACGAGCAAGAUGACAUGUUUAUUUUAGUGGCUCCUCAAAAUGCUGUUGGAAAUUGUAUCAUUGAUGAUAUGAAAGCUAUGACAGAUGCAGCUGGUGACCGACCUGUUAUUCUUGUAAAUCCCAGACUCAAGGAUUUACCUGGUUCGAGUGGUAUCAUGCAAACGAUGGGCCGUGACAAGAGGCUGGAGUAUGCAGCAUCAUUCCAAAUCUGUUACUUCUUUCGGCUUCUCUAUUAUGCAGGAACGCAGUAUCCAAUCAUGGGAGCUCUCAGGAUGUCUCACCCUUAUGGUUAUGAGCUCUAUAGAAGGGUGGAUGAACCUUCUGGGAAGGAAAGGUAUGUCCUCCUAUCCAAGUAUCCCACCAGGCCGUCCACUGAUGAUAUCAAUGAUGCCUUCCAAGGAAAAGAAAGAAAUGCAGAGAAGAAAUCAUCUGGAAUCUGGGGCUUCCUGAGUGGCAUCUUUUGAGCUUAUGAAGAUGAUAUCUUCGAUUGGAACAUGUCAACCAAAGGAACCAAGCAGCCAUGGAGUGACAUGCAAGUAGAUUCUAGGCACAACCCAUGUACAGAGAAGGUAAGGAAAUACUACGUUUAUACAAUCAAAUCUGUUUGAAGAAACAAAGCAAAGAUACAAAGAACUACAAAUUCUGGGUA